UUCUACACGUCAUUUUACUUUAAGGGAGAAUGUUAAUUAAGCAAAUGAUUAUUUUGUGUAGGAUUGUAUGAUUAGUAAAGCAAUUCUUAUAUGACUAGAACCUUAGUGCAUAACACUUGGCCUUAGCAUAACAUACACGAAAGACAUGACUAAAUAUAGAAAAACCUUUAGGAAGAGUGUAGUAUGGUUGAGCAGUUCUUAAGAUAAAUUACUUUUACUUCAAGGAAAUGGCACGACGACAACAAGAUCAAGCUACUAUGUUCAGAGAUUUACUAAGGGCAGUUCAAGACUUGGGCAGACAGCAGGCUCAAGCGGCACCUCAUAAUGCAACAGGAGGUGCCAACACCAUGAGCUCAAUUGUUGAACAGUUUCGUCGCUUUAAACCUCCGUCCUUUGAUGGUAAAGGUGAUCCUUUUGCAGCUGAGGAGUGGCUGAGAAGACUUGAAGGAAUCUUCGAGCACAUGAACUGCAAUGAUGCUCAAAAGGUUUCUUGUGCAAAGUUUAUGUUGACCGAUGAUGCUGGACAUUGUGGGAGUCUGAAACACGUACUAGAACUACAGAACAACAACGUAACCUCACUUGGAAUCAGUUCAAGGAGUCGCUGA
Molecule: messenger RNA, 605 nt
Organism: Olea europaea var. sylvestris
Lineage: Eukaryota; Viridiplantae; Streptophyta; Magnoliopsida; Lamiales; Oleaceae
Exons: 1
Coding region: 228-605 (125 amino acids)
Source: RefSeq, a predicted model, not a curated record